AUGAGAUCAGUGGAGAACUGUCAGUCUCGCGGAAGGGGGCAACAGAGUGGCAGCUAUUUGCUUGUAACUCAGUUUGUGUAUGUUAGUGGCAUCAGGGUACUUUGGUUGCGGUAAAGCCCUGUUCAGCUGGCAAUCUACUACAAUUUAUGAGUAGGUUAUAUUCGUGGAGAAGAAUCAUCUUUUUCGUUUUUUUUUAAGAUAAAUCACAUCGCUUCAAAAGGCACGUCAUUUAACUGUAAAUCUUGUUAGGUUAGAACGCUAUCAUAUAUAUUUUUGGAAGAUUUACCAGUUUGUCGGCAUUGUGAGUCUUAAGUGCAUUGCACUAGAUAUAUUUAAACAAAAAAGUUGUUUAAUGUAUGUAUUUAAUAUAUUCUAAUGUCAGUUCGUAAUCUCAUGCGCCUCAGUUAGGCUACAGUAGUUAACUGUAGAUUGCAGCAUACGUCACACGUUAUAAAGAAAUUAUAUUUUAUUUUUCCAAAUUUGAAGUUGUGCCUGAGCUUGAGUUAGUCGCUAUGAUGAUUAACAUUCUUGUGGAGUUCCUGGUGGUGAUUCUGAAAGUACUAUGGGCUAUUGUGGUGGCCGGGCUGAAAUGGAUUGUGAAACCCAAAGAGAAGAGUGUCGCAGGACAGGUGUGUGUGAUCACCGGGGCUGGUAGCGGUCUCGGGCGGCUCUUCGCCAAGGAGUUUGCACGGAGGCGAGCAGUCCUUGUGCUCUGGGACAUCAACAGCCAAAGCAACGAAGAGACUGCGGAGAUGGUGCGGCAAAUCUAUCGUGAGGUGGACAGCCCAAUGUCUAAAGACGGAACCGUUGGUGGUGUAGAAGAGGUGCCACCGUUCCAGCCGCAGGUGUAUACGUACACAUGUGACGUGGGCAAGCGGGAGAGUGUAUACUCCACUGCGUUGAAAGUGCGACGUGAGGUGGGAGAAGUCAACCUGCUGAUCAACAACGCCGGCGUGGUGUCGGGCCAUCCUCUGCUGGAAUGCCCAGACGAGCUGAUCGAGCGGACCAUGGUGGUCAACUGCCAUGCACAUUUCUGGACCACCAAGGCAUUUCUUCCCAAGAUGUUGGAGAUGAACCAUGGCCACAUUGUGACAGUUGGCAGUUCGCUUGGCCUCUUCAGCACAGCUGGUGUGGAGGAUUACAGCGCCAGCAAGUUCGGAGCCAUCGGUUUCCAUGAGUCCCUGAGCCACGAAAUCAAGGCGUCUGAGAAGGACGGGAUCAAGAUGACUUUGGUGUGUCCCUACCUUGUGGACACCGGCAUGUUCCGCGGAUGCAGGAUAAGGAAAGAGAUGGAGCCCUUCCUCCCGCCCCUGAAGCCAGAGUUCUGUGUCAAGCAGUCCAUGAGGGCCAUCCUGACCGACCAGCCCAUGAUUUGCACACCUCGCAGCAUCUACAUGGUCCACUUUAUGAAAAGCAUUUUGCCCUUUGAAGCCAUCGUCUGCAUGUACCGGUUCCUGGGGGCAGACAAGUGUAUGUAUCCCUUCCUGGCUCAGAGGAAGGAGGCUAUGAACAACAACGAAGCGAAGAACGGGAUCUAGGAGGGGAAGGGUCCCCUGUUCCCGAGUCACACAAGGGCACAUUUCCUGAUGGAGGAAAAGGAUGAGACCACUGUGGAAGAAAGUGAUGAAGAAUAAGAAGAAAAGGAAGAAGAAAAAGAAAAGACUGAAUAAAGACUGGUGCACUUGCAUUGAACCGAUGCAAAGGUUUACCAUAUUGUUCCUCUGGAACGAAGAAAGCUGUGUACUACACUAAGGAUUUAUUUGUCUUUCUUUAAAAAAAAAAAAAGGUUUGUUUUAAAGAAACCAACCAUCUAUAUACAGUGUCAAUAGUUUUGAAAUCAUACAUAAGGUAUUCAAUAAUUAACUAUUUACGUAAUGUAGUCACCAGCAUUAUUUAGUGUCUUUGUGAAAAUAUACAGUAUGUUACUGUACGAACAGUAAAUCUUGUCACUUUUGUUUUCAUUUGUAGACAUGCACUGUAACCUCUUACUUUCUCUACACUGCAAACACGGUGUAGAACAGUUCAACAUGGCAUUUCUUUUUUUUUACCACUCCCAAAUCCACCAGUGUAGGGUUAAACACCAGUAACUUCAGCCCAUAAAUAUCAAGAGGUUUAUGGCUUUGGACCGCUCAUAGCAUGUUUCAAAUUUGAUAAGGUCAGUUGAUGGAGUGCUAGAUCAAAUAUUUCAUCCGUUUGGAGUCCCUGCCCUUGACCAAGAGAGCAUUCACCGCAUUCCGAUUCUCCUCGACAAAUUUCAGUCCGAAGUUCUGGAAUCUUUCUGCGACCUCAUGGAACCAACCAAGAAAGAGGGAGAAGGAUUGUUGAGCAGCGGUCCCGCUUGUCAGUUGCGUAUUAUUUGAAAGAUGAAGAAUGUCCCUAGACCCAUUGUGUUGGGUCACUUUUAUGUCAGAUAAUUUAUAAAGUUAAAGGUUUCCCUCACUAACAACUAAAUUCAAUAAUUAACAUCAACAAGGCAUUAACAACAGCAUUUAAUAAUACUGAAUGUCUAGUUAUGCAGCAGUUAAUGGUUUGUUCAUAGUGUUCAAUGCAAUGCAUAAUGAUGGCUAAGAAAGCCAGAAGCCAGAAACUUAAACAUUUCAUAUUAUUUAUGUUUAUUAGUACUGAUGUUAAUGGUUUGUUCGUGUUAAUUAAUGCAUUGACUAAUGUUAAUUAAGGGAACCUUAACGUGAUCGAUUACCAAGGGCAACAAAUUCAAUUUUUCCCCACGAUAAUAUGUGCCAUUGUAAAAUGUCUUUUGCAACUAUUCAGCAACUGUACCAUACUGAUAUUGUGAAACAUCACUGUCUUUGACAUAGUCCUGAAUGUGCAGACCCAAACUGUUUUUAAAUGUUACCAACAUUUUGUUUCAGUUUUUGAGACACAAAUUUGGACAUGAAAUUUCAUGUAAUAGAAAGUUAACACAGUAACGCUCAAGGUGGAUUAAAAAAAAACUUACAUGGACAUGUUUGUCGUUCAGUGCUAACCGCAAACAUAUUUCACCUGCUUGUGAGGGCGUCUGAAAAUGUUGCAUUCCUUAAAAAAAUCUUUCCCCAUCAUGUCCAGUAGAGUGUUGUCUGUGAUCUUUUGUGUGUAUUCAAUCCACUGACCAUUGGAGUGACAUUACAGAGAUAGAUAUUUGGAUAUUUUGUAUGCUUUUAGGAACAGAUAUUUUUUUUAAUGAAACUACAUUCCAAUAGGCGUCAUUCCUCUCUUGACAGCAAUGGGCCUAAAAAUCUCUACCUCUUCAUUUUUGCCAUUUGUUGACCAUGACAUGCGCCUCUUUUUUUGUAUUUUUUUUUCUUAAGACUGCUCUUUAGAGGAGCAAACAAUGUGGUUCUGAUGUUUAGUGUCUCUACCUAACUUAAAUUAAUAAAUUGAUUUAGAUUAUUA
This is a messenger RNA of Clupea harengus (Atlantic herring), 3390 nucleotides long. It is a transcript of the gene rdh10a, whose product is annotated as retinol dehydrogenase 10a. Gene Ontology annotation, molecular function: oxidoreductase activity, acting on the CH-OH group of donors, NAD or NADP as acceptor. Gene Ontology annotation, cellular component: lipid droplet. The record is from RefSeq and is a predicted model, not a curated record. NCBI's taxonomy places the organism in Eukaryota, Metazoa, Chordata, Actinopteri, Clupeiformes, Clupeidae.